UUGACAUAUAUAGAAGCUAAGACAUACGUACAUCAAAUAUUGCCUUCAUUAAUUCAAAUCAAUUAAACUAUGGCGCCGGGUUGUAAGGAAGAGCUUUGCUCCGAUUAUGUUAUGCUGAAACCAGAAGGAGCAGCUGCUAGCUUCUCUGGUUUCCUGAAGUUCUUGUUCUCAUCUGGUGGGUUGAAAACCGGAGACUUUUUCGAUUCUCCGGCAGAGACCGACACCGGGCGGUUGAGGUUCCAUACCCGGUUCCUCGUUCUCGUCUCCGUUAUCGUUAAAAAUGUUCUCAUUUACUUGAAAGCGCCGUUGGCAUGGUUAGGAUCCAGCUUAGAGAUAUUUCUCAACUAUCCUUCCUUUAACGGUGGUUAUGUCCGCCUCAUUCUUAAUUUUCUUACGGGGAGCAUGGUUAGGCCGGAAACGACGUCGGAGAAUUUCAGAUCAUUUCUGGCAAUCCUGGACAAUAGGGUUGACUUUGACCCCGAUAUCAAGAAUGGCGACAGCCGAUAUACACCACUUUUUUCUAUCAUGGCUGCUAAGCUUUCGUAUGAAAACAAAGCCUUUGUUCAAAAAGUAAUCACCAAUAACUGGAAGAUGGAGUUUUUGGAGUUCAAGAAUUUCCAUAGCGACAAUGCCGAGGAUAAAUCAACACAAGCAAUCAUGUUACAAGACAAAUCCGACGACCCAAACCUAGUCGUGGUCGCGUUCAGAGGAACAGAGCCUUUCAGCGCUGACGAUUUGCGGACAGAUGCGGACCUUUCCUGGUACAAGAUCGAAGGGGUGGGCAGAAUCCACGCCGGGUUCAUGCGGGCUUUGGGCUUACGGAAGAACAACGUCCGGCCCAACGGGAUAGAAAGAGGCCCAGACAUGACCGAGCUCGCUUACUACGAAAUAAAGGAGAAGUUGAGAGAAAUUAUUUCCGUUAACAAGAAUGCGAAAUUUAUAUUGACGGGCCACAGCUUAGGAGGGGCGUUAUCAAUUUUAUUCGCAGCGGUUCUGGCCAUGGAGGAAGAGGAUGGGCUUUUGGGCCGGCUGGAAGGGAUUUACACUUUCGGGCAGCCCAGAGUGGGGGAUGUGGAGUUUGGAAAGUUCGUGGGGGAGAACCUACUGAGGAAAUAUGGGGUACGUUAUUUUAGGUAUGUUUAUGCUAAUGACAUUGUGCCUAGGGUGCCCUACGAUGAUGAGGCUAACUUCUUUAGGCACUUUGGACCUUGCCUUUACUACAACAGCUUCUACCACGGCAAGGUUCUUGAGGAAGAACCUAACAUGAACUACUUCUCACUGCUGUGGAUGAUCCCUAAGAAGUUUAAUGCUCUUUUUGAGGUGAUGAGAGGAUUUAUGCUUCCUUGGAUAUUCGGGGAAGAUUACAGAGAGGGGUGGGUCUUAAUAAUAUGUAGGAUCAUAGGGAUAAUGUUUACUGGAUUAAUUGACCAUGGGUUUCAAGAUUAUGUUAACCUCAUCCGAUUAGGAACGCCACCUGCAUCACUUCAUUUCCCAGAACCGGCUCAACAGCAGUGUCUAAAAUGUGAUUGAUCUACAAGAUUCAUAGAUAUACUUACAUCAGAUAUAAUUGGAGACUCUUGACCGAGUCAACAUUUCCAAUCUAGUUGCUCGGUGGUUUCUCAUGCCCAGCCUCCCUUGGCAUUUCCAAGCUCGUCUCUGCCCGAAGGUAACUCAAACUGUGCUGAUUCCGUUGGCUAAACGGGGAGAGCCAGAGAGGUCUUCCUACCCACCCGGUUGGUACCUUCGCUGAGAGGCCGAAGCGACAUAGGGCAAGGUCGCUAAGGCUUACGGGAGCCGAAGGAAGCGGUCAGCUCAGCUAGUCGCCGACUCACUCUUGUUUAUAUAUGGGAGGUCUCGGGUUCAAUUCUCAAUAGAGUGAGAUUGAUCUCAAUUAACCCCAAGCUCCCCAAACCCCCCUCCCCUCGACGCCCCCCGGGUAAAAAGAGGCUUAGGGGAGCCGAGGCCGGAGGUUAUUGGGUACAAAGGAGAUGUGAGACUACGGCGGCGGUGGAGGAAUGAGAUGCGACCGCAGACUGGCUAGGUGUACAGAGUGACCAUGGGCGGCUUGAGAGACUUGGAGGCCCCAGACAAAACACAUUUAUAUUUACAGAUCAAAUUAAUACAAUUUAUACUACCUUCGUCGCCGAAAGGUUCGCCAAAUUGACUUUUCCUGGUCAAUGAUACUAAACUUUGGACAAUGAUUUUAGUGAUUAUAUUUGUAUAUAAUUUCUAAAUUUUAUACUCUUAUGAAAAUAUAUUGAAUAAUGAAUACUUUGAUAUAAUUUUCAUAUUCAAAAUAGUUUUGUAUUGAAAAAUAGCAUUUGUCAAAGUUAAUUGUCGUUGACCAAGAAAAGUAAAUUUGAUGAACCUUUUCGAGACGGAAGGAGCAUUUUUUUGGCUAGACUUUCUCUCUUUCUUAUUAUAUCUAUUCUGUAUUAAUGCAGUCUAUAUAUAAAUAAGUCAUAAAAUAUGAUAAAUAUGAGAUAAAUUGAAUAAAAA
Molecule: messenger RNA, 2499 nt
Organism: Cuscuta epithymum
Lineage: Eukaryota; Viridiplantae; Streptophyta; Magnoliopsida; Solanales; Convolvulaceae
Source: the annotation of a GenBank genome assembly